This is a messenger RNA of Mycetomoellerius zeteki, 733 nucleotides long. RefSeq lists its product as uncharacterized. Lineage: Eukaryota; Metazoa; Arthropoda; Insecta; Hymenoptera; Formicidae. The transcript is spliced from 2 exons. The record is from RefSeq and is a predicted model, not a curated record. Bases 137 to 727 code for a protein of 196 amino acids.
AUAAAACAGUCUAGACUAGACUGAAAUGACGUACACAUAUACAAACUGUCUAUUACAAUCUAAGGGAAAUUUCUAUAAUUAGAAAAGAAACGCCUCACACAUUAUAGAAAAUUAAUUGUAAAGAUUUCAUUGUAUAAUGGAGGAAGAUAGGUCACAUUACAUAUAUCUUUUAAAAAAUCUCCCAACUUGUUUGGCAACUCUUUUCAAAAAUGAUAAGGAAGAAGAAAGAUCUCAAGAAGUAGCUGUUGCUCUAAUGACCUGUUUUGCUGUGUAUCUCAAAAAAUAUGCAUUUACUGAAGUAAGAGAUUUUAGAACUAAACAAGUUGUCCAGAUAUAUAAAUCACUUCUUAGUGAAGGCAAUGAGCAUGUCGUGUCUCCUGAAGCUUGGCAAGAAGCAUUGAGAUUGGAAGCAAAAAGAGAAAGAAAAUUUGUUAUGAACACAAUGACGACUACUACUAGAGAGAAACUUGUUCAAUUGAUGGAGGAAUAUAGAGUGCCGUCAGAAAAAUGGUAUUUACUUCUAAAUUUGUUAUCGAAUGUUCAAAAGCAUAUGAAAGUUUUGCCUAAUGGUAAUGUACAGUUACCACCUGGAAAAGAGAUAGGUGAUGUCAUAAAUGUAAUCUAUAGAGAUGAAAUAGAGCAAACUCAUGUAUUUACAUAUUCACUAAUUGCACGCUUACGGAAAUUUUACUCUGUUAGACAAAUUGUGGAAGUAUUAGUUAACUAAUGAAUU